ACUUAAAUUGACGUGCUUUCAUCUUCUUUCCAUCUUAGUAAUUGUAAGAACUACUGAAAAAUAAAUGAAAGAACAAAAUGAUAAUCCAUGCCUACACAUUAUUAAUCAGAACUAAUUUCAUCCUAAGAUAAUUGUUGUUGUACUAAAAAGAAAUGAUAAACUUUAAACAUUUGAUUUUCCUCUAUUAGAAAACCUUUUAAUUUUAAUAUACUAUAAAAGAAGUAUAACUAGACAUUUGAAACUAUUUUCAAAUAAAAGAACAUUUUACGAAAUUUUAGGCCAAAUGGAUUUAGCUCGCAUGAUAUUGAUGGCAAUCUAAUUCAAUAAGUUCCACUCUAGUUAGGUGACACCCUAUCAAAUGAACUGA
This is a messenger RNA of Paramecium tetraurelia, 367 nucleotides long. RefSeq lists its product as uncharacterized. The transcript has a single exon. The annotation marks the transcript as partial. The record is from RefSeq and is a predicted model, not a curated record. NCBI's taxonomy places the organism in Eukaryota, Ciliophora, Oligohymenophorea, Peniculida, Parameciidae.